AUGUACCAACGCGCCCUCCUUUUCUCCGCCCUGGCGGCGGCAGUCCGUGCCCAGCAGGCUGGCACAUUGAAGACUGAGACUCAUCCUUCUUUGACCUGGCAGAAGUGCACUGCCGCUGGCAGCUGCACUGACCAGUCCGGCUCCGUUGUCAUUGAUGCCAACUGGCGUUGGACUCACUCCGUCGAUGGCUCCACCAACUGCUACACUGGCAACGAGUUCGACGCAACUCUCUGCCCUGAUGAUAAGACUUGCGCUACCAACUGUGCCGUCGAUGGCGCCGACUACGAAGGCACGUACGGCGCGACUACCGAUGGUAACGCCCUGACCUUGAAAUUCGUCACUGGUGCCAACGUCGGUUCUCGCAUGUUCCUGAUGGAGGAUGACAGCACCUACCAGAUGUUCAAGCUGCUCAACCAGGAGUUCACUUUCGAUGUGGACACCUCGGGUCUUCCCUGUGGACUCAACGGAGCUUUGUACUUCGUUUCCAUGGAUGCCGAUGGUGGUAUGGCCAAGUACGAUGGCAACAAGGCUGGUGCCAAGUAUGGAACUGGCUACUGUGAUUCUCAGUGCCCUCGGGACUUGAAGUUCAUCAACGGUCAGGGCAACGUCGAGAGCUGGAAGCCUUCCGAGAACGAUAAGAACGCCGGUGUUGGCGGCCACGGAUCCUGCUGCAAUGAGAUGGAUAUCUGGGAAGCCAACAGCAUUUCCACUGCCGUGACUCCACACCCUUGCGACGCUGCCGGCCAGACCAUGUGCGAGGGCGACAAGUGCGGUGGAACCUACUCUUCCAGCCGCUACGCCGGCACCUGCGACCCGGACGGAUGUGACUUCAACCCCUACCGCAUGGGCAACGAGAGCUUCUACGGGCCCGGCAAGAUCGUCGACACCAAGUCCAAGAUGACCGUUGUCACCCAGUUCAUCACCGACGACGGCACCGACUCCGGCGGCCUCAAGGAGAUCAAGCGUCUCUACGUCCAGAACGGCAAGGUCAUCGCCAACUCCGCCUCCGAUGUCAGCGGUGUCUCCGGAAACUCCAUCACCACUGACUUUUGCACUGCUCAGAAGACUGCCUUCGGCGACGAGGACAUCUUCACCAAGCACGGCGGUAUGUCUGGCAUGAGCAAGGGCUUGGAGCAGGGUAUGGUUCUCGUUAUGAGCUUGUGGGAUGACCACAACUCCAACAUGCUCUGGUUGGAUAGCAACUACCCUACCAAUGCCACUGCCACUGACGCUGGUGUUGCUCGUGGCACUUGCGGUGCUGAUUCUGGUGCGCCUAACGAUGUUGAGUCUAACUCUGCUUCGGCUACCGUGACUUAUUCCAACAUCAAGGUUGGCCCCAUUGGCUCUACCUACUCUUCGUAA
Penicillium arizonense is the source of this 1362-nucleotide messenger RNA. RefSeq names its product glycoside hydrolase family 7 protein. Gene Ontology annotation, molecular function: hydrolase activity, hydrolyzing O-glycosyl compounds. The record is from RefSeq and is a predicted model, not a curated record. Gene Ontology annotation, biological process: carbohydrate metabolic process. NCBI's taxonomy places the organism in Eukaryota, Fungi, Ascomycota, Eurotiomycetes, Eurotiales, Aspergillaceae. The transcript has 3 exons. Bases 1 to 1362 code for a protein of 453 amino acids.